AUGGGUGCGAUGUUUCGAAGCGAGCAGAUGCAGCUAUCCCAGUUGUUUUUGCAUAUUGACUCUGCGUACAUGUGUAUUGUGGAACUUGGUGAACUUGGUGUUGUGCAAUUCCGCGAUACGAAUGCUGAAAGGAAUGCAUUUCAACGGAAAUUUGUCAAUGAGGUUCGCAGAUGCGAUGAAAUGGAGCGCAAACUAAGAUUUAUGCUGAAUGAGAUACAAGCAAACAAAUUGAAACUUUAUGAUAGCCCGGAAGUUCCUGAAUCACCAGCUCCAAGAGAGAUGAUUGACAUGGAAACUACUUUUGAAAAGUUGGAAAAUGAGACGAAGGAGGUAAAUGCAAGCAUUGGAAAUUUGCGUCAAACUUAUUUUGAGCUUCAAGAAAUGAAGCAUCUUUUGCGGAAAACGCAAAUAUUUUUUGACGAGGCUUAUCAAACGCCAACUUUUGCUACUGACGAGAAUUUAGGUCUUCUUGGAGAAGAAGGUGGUCAGACCACAUACAGUGGUGCUGAAAUGCACUUAGGUUCCGUUGCUGGUGUCAUCCUGCGCGAAAAUUUACCCGCUUUUGAGCGGAUGCUAUGGCGUGCCUGCAGCGGGAACGUUUUCCUCAAACAAGCUGAAAUCGAAUUGCCCAUAGAGGACCUACUCACGGGUGAGGAGGUUUACAAAACCGUGUUCAUAAUAUUCUUCCAAGGUGACCAACUCAAAAUGCGAGUGACCAAAAUAUGUGAAGGAUUUCAUGCCACAAUAUACCCCUGCCCCGAGUCUGCGGCCGAUCGUCGGACAAUGCUGAUUGAUGUGGUUCAAAAGAUCGAUGAUUUGGAAACCGUUCUUACUCAAACGCAACAACACCGUCAGAGAAUUCUUGAGGCCGCGGCAAAAAACCUCAACAAUUGGUUCAUUCGAGUGCGCAAAAUGAAAGCUAUUUACCACACGCUCAACCUCUUCGACCUGGACGUCACUACCAAGUGCAUGAUUGGGGAAUGUUGGUGUGCGGUCAGUGACCUUGAUCAAAUCAAUCUAGCUCUAUGUCGGGGCAUGCAAAAGUCGGGUAGCACCAUCCAGCCCAUCCUCAAUGUUAUGCCAACGAAAGACCCGCCUCCGACAUUCCACAGGACGGAUAAGUUCACUGAGGCGUUUCAGGGGAUUGUCGAUGCUUACGGAGUGGCAACGUAUCGGGAGGUAAAUCCGGCCCUCUUCACUCUGAUCACAUUUCCCUUUCUUUUUGCGGUGAUGUUUGGUGACGCGGGACAUGGGUUGGUUAUGUUUCUAUUUGGACUGUGGAUGGCUUUGUGGGAGAGACGUCUGAUUGCCAUGAAAAUCAAGGACGAGGUGUUUGACAUCUUCUUCGGCGGUCGCUAUGUGAUACUUCUAAUGGGUGCCUUUUCUAUUUAUACCGGGGUGAUCUACAACGACAUUUUCUCAAAGUCAGCUAAUCUAUUCGGGUCUUCGUGGUACCCCGGCUACGACAAACACAUCAUUUCGUCAAAGAGCCUCCUCCAACUUGAACCGCGCACCUCGGAGAACAUUACCGAUCAGAUGUUCGCCGGUCAGCCGUAUCCCUUCGGCAUUGAUCCGGUCUGGCAGAUCUCCAACAACAAGAUUCCUUUCAUGAAUUCGCUCAAAAUGAAAAUAUCCAUCAUCUUAGCUGUUCUUCACAUGAUGUUUGGGGUUAUUUUGAGCUUCUUCAACCACAAAUUCUUCAACAACACGCUAUCGAUAUGGUGUGAAGCCCUGCCGCAACUGCUAUUUUUGGCUUCCAUUUUUGGCUAUCUUGUGAUUAUCAUUUUUUACAAAUGGGGAGCUUACACAGCUGAUGAGGCCGCUACAGCACCCAGUCUCCUAUUGAGUAAAUGGGCACAUUUGUUCAACUAUGAGGUAAAAGGAGGUGCUGGUGAUCCGUUUUACGGAGGACAGGCUGUUAUUCAAUCACUUCUGAUGCUGGUUGCCCUGGUGUGUAUACCGUGGAUGCUCCUGUCAAAACCCCUCAUUCUGCGAUGGCGUUUCAAGCGUAGUGUUGAUUUGAAUCAAAGCACACAACCCAAACCAACACCACCACCGAGGCCACCAAAACCAGACUUCAGUGAUGCUAGUCAAGGCAAUGGGGGUUCAAAAGGACCAGAUACUGAUUCUGCAGUGCAAGUGGUAACUACGGAUGAUCAUGAUGGCAGCUUGGAACAUUUUAAUUUUGGUGAGUGCAUGGUGUAUUCGGCUAUUCACACAAUUGAGUAUUGUUUGGGAUGUAUUUCCAACACGGCGUCCUACCUUCGACUUUGGGCUCUGAGUCUGGCUCACGCUCAACUGUCUGAAGUGCUCUGGAGUAUGGUAAUGCAAAUCGGAUUGAAAAUUGAUGCCUACUAUGGAAGUGUUCUCCUAUUCCUGAUAUUUGCCGCAUGGGCUGGAUUAACUGUUGGUGUGCUUGUUAUGAUGGAGGGCUUAUCCGCUUUCCUUCACGCAAUACGGCUGCAUUGGGUGGAAUUUCAAAACAAGUUUUACUCGGGGACCGGCUACCUAUUCGAGCCUUUCUCGUUCAAGGCAUAUAUCAAUCUUCCCCUUACUGAACCCUAG
Echinococcus granulosus is the source of this 2565-nucleotide messenger RNA. Its product is annotated as V-type proton ATPase subunit A isoform. NCBI's taxonomy places the organism in Eukaryota, Metazoa, Platyhelminthes, Cestoda, Cyclophyllidea, Taeniidae. Gene Ontology annotation, biological process: vacuolar acidification; proton transmembrane transport. The record is from RefSeq and is a predicted model, not a curated record. The transcript is spliced from 15 exons. Gene Ontology annotation, cellular component: vacuolar proton-transporting V-type ATPase complex; plasma membrane; vacuolar proton-transporting V-type ATPase, V0 domain. Gene Ontology annotation, molecular function: ATPase binding; proton-transporting ATPase activity, rotational mechanism. Bases 1 to 2565 code for a protein of 854 amino acids.